GAGCGGAAUUUCCUGCAGCAGUACGAGUUCCUUACUGCUGUUGAGGAGGAGGGUGUGAGCUUCCGGAUACCCAGCAAUGAGGCCAUGGAGCAGUUCAGGUCGGAACGGGCGAAAGCAGCGUGGGAGCGACAUAGUGCACCUAGUGUCGAGGCAAUGGUGGAUCUCCCGUACUUCAUGGAUCAGCGGCCGACUCCUCAUCCUCCAGAAGGUCCGCCUUGCCUGGCUUCAAAGUCCGCACCGUUGCAGAGGGUCCCCCACGCGCCGGGACAGUCUGCGGCUGCGUCGGGCCAGAUCACAACGAGGCAUAAAUCGCCAAGCACAAGAGCGAGACAAGCGAGCAGACCCCAUGCGUGGCAACGCGAAGAGUUAAAAGAGCAAGUCCAGGCGCAGGCGCUCCAGCAAUUUCAUCGGGUGACGCCAGUGACGCCGCAUGCUCGACCCGCUGCUGCAAAGGCAUUGCCGCCACCUCCUCCUCGCCCGACCUCGGCGCCGGCGGCCCCACCUAUCAUGCAGAGAACGCCAAAAUACCAUGCCACUCCAAAGAAAAGGCCCAAUUCGGCAAGACAGGAGCCCCCAGCUCCGAAGACCAAAAGCGUUCCGGUGCAGCCGAAGAGCCCGCCGCUGCCUCCGACUGGUCCUCCCCCCAAGGGGAGUUCCUUGAUUGCAUCGGUCCAAGCGCUGGCGCGCAGUGCUUCAGAGCCCGCCGGGAAGGAGCUUCCGAGGGC
This is a messenger RNA of Symbiodinium sp. CCMP2456, 725 nucleotides long. Lineage: Eukaryota; Dinophyceae; Suessiales; Symbiodiniaceae. The record is from the annotation of a GenBank genome assembly.